This is a messenger RNA of Amborella trichopoda, 2638 nucleotides long. Its product is annotated as la-related protein 6A. Gene Ontology annotation, cellular component: nucleus; ribonucleoprotein complex. Gene Ontology annotation, molecular function: mRNA binding. Gene Ontology annotation, biological process: RNA processing. The record is from RefSeq and is a predicted model, not a curated record. Lineage: Eukaryota; Viridiplantae; Streptophyta; Magnoliopsida; Amborellales; Amborellaceae.
AGAGGGGCGUGGCUCAAGCUAUGGCUGAAAUCUUGCACCCACGUGCGCAGACUCCACAGACACGUGUGGAUGAAUACCAGGAAACCCUGAGCCUCCAAAAUGGUUCCAAAGAAAUGGAAGGAGAAGAAGCUUUGGGGAAAGGUGCAUGCCCUGUUGUUUCUGGCCAUGAGAACCUGGAAAUCCUUGGGACUCAUCUUGUUGUAGGAGCCAUGGAAGAAAGUCUAGGGGUUGAAGAUGAUAUCCAUGACAUGGAGAAUCGGGAAACCCUAGGAUUACCUACGGAUGAAGAAUUGAAAUUUGACGAUGAAGGCCAUGAUGAUGGCGAGGUUAACCCGGAAAUAGUGCGGUCUCUAUCUGUUGUGGAAAUUAUGGGAGAAAAUCUAGGGUUUGAUGAAGAUGCAGGCCAUUCAGACACGGCUGGAACUCCUCCUACUUACUCCUCCAAGCCUGUCCUUACCGAUGAACUCAGAGACAAGAUCAUCAAACAGGUGGAGUAUUACUUCAGCAAUGAGAAUCUGCAUACAGAUAAGUUUUUGAUGAAAUAUAUGAAGAAGGACAAAGAAGGGUUUGUUCCUAUUUCACUCAUUGCGUCAUUUAGGAAAAUGAAGAAGCUUGUUCAAGACAAAUCAUUGGUGGUCGCUGCACUUGGAGCCUCAUCUCAGCUGGUUGUAAGUGCAAAUGGGAAGAAAGUCAAACGAUUGCAUCCAUUGCCUGCUACAGAUGCAACUACUGCAAAGUCACGUACUGUACUGGUGGAGAACCUACCAGAAGACCAUUCAGCUCAAAACAUUGAGAGAAUUUUUGGAGAUGUUGGAAAGGUGAAUAGUGUUCGUAUCACCGAGCCACAAUCCAGUACACAUGCAUUCGCAAAGUCUAAUAAACCAGAGAUGAUGAUAAGUAGCAAGUUACAUGCCCUUGUGGAGUAUGAGACAGUUGAGGCUGCUGAGAAAGCUGUAGCUGUUCUUAACGAUGAAAGGAACUGGAGAAGCGGGAUGCGGGUCCAACUUCUUCUCAAGCGUAUGGGCAUGUAUGGAGCGGCCCCAAGAAGCCGGAAAGGACUGGUUGCUGAGAGCAGCAAUAGUGCAUCGAAUUCUGACAUUGGAGAUGAAGCAAAUUACAAAACUCAUGAACUUCACACGGAGAAGUCUGAUAUGGAGCAGGUAGAGAGGCAUUCACCAAGUGAACGAGAAGGAUUGAGAGGUCGAAGACGAGGCCGAGGAAAAGGACAUGGUCAACAUCACAAUGAUGGUCAUGGUGUGGGCCUACGAGCAUAGCGUCGUUCUUAGACGCGCAAGGGUGAGAAUCAAGGUAGUCGAGGCAAGGGGCUUGUCCUACAAGGAUGACGGGGCCAAGCCCUUGCCGAUCGACUCGUAUCGUCAAAUUCUGGACGAACUGUCGAAAUUCAAAUUGUGUAUCAAAGGGUUGAAGGAUUCGAUCUUCAUGUGCCCAUUUGGUUCUGGCUAGACCGAGUUUCUGCGAGGGUAUUUUCCCCAUCAAGUAAUGUGCCAGUUUCGGUUCUACCAAAGUUAUGUGGCGGACCAGGCGAGGUUUGACAUACGUUCUUUUAUUCCUCUUCGCCUCUUUUCCUACAGUAUGCUGCAGCCUGCGAUGAUGCAAUGCCGGGCAUGCUCUUCUUCAAAGAAAGAGCGUCUCGUGAAGAAAGAGCUAUUAGAAUGUACUACAAUGUACGAAUGUUGGUGGGAGCACGCUUCCCCUACACCGUUCCUGCCCCUGUUAUUGGAUGAAGAUAGGAGGAGGGAGAAAACAACUCCACCUGCUUCACCAAGGCGUCCCAAGCGUCUGGCUGAACUAGAGCCCGCCUCAGUCGAAGAGGCUAAGGAAAUGAUGGCGCGUCUCUUAGAAUGGAUUGAAAGUCACUAAAUCAUGAUAUAUGCUCUGUUUGCCGAAGACAGCGAGGAAUCGGCUAGGUCUUUGAUUCACUACUACUGGACUAUUUCUUAUUGACUUUAUCUAUAAAUAAAACUCGGAACUUUUUAACAAAAUCUGUGUUCGUGGUGUGCCCUGUCCUUUUCUUAUUUCGAUACCUUUAGGUGAUGCGAAAUAUCAUUCCUUCAUCAUAUACGUACUUUUGGUUUUGACACAAAGUUGGCCACUGGAGAAGGCAUAGUCAAGCGCUAUUGUUGGUGACUUGAGCAUCGUCACCAGCAAUGUCCAACGUAAUGCCUAUUGAUAUAUUCUAGUAAAACCAUGAAGUGAGCGUUGGAAGCGUCGACUCCCAAAUGAAUGGUGAUGACGCAUAAGCUUGGCUCAGGCGAGCAAUUCGCAUGAAUCAGAUUCAAGUGUUAGGGUCGGGGUUUUACGAAAAUCUCCAGCAAGUUGCCGUCAGAACUAGGAGCUUCCGUGGUUUUUGAGGCGCAUUAUGGAACAUUAUGCCAAUGCCAAAGAUGCCACCAUUACUUUUGCUUUAGUGCCCUAAGGUAGUGCAAAACAGCAUUCCCUAGGCAUGACAAGUGAAUGCAUGUGUAUGUGAGAGAGAGAAAGCACAAAAUUGAAAAUUUUUCAUUUGUAGUGAUUCUCAUUUGGGGCUUUACGCUUAUUCUCCAUCAGGUGAACAUAUACAAAGGCUAAACCCAGACUUAGUGCUUAUUUUAUGUUCUCUUUCUUUCUAACUUCUUUC